AUGGAGAAAAAGAUAGUGCGCAAAGGGCCGCUGCCUGGAGGUCGCCAGGGCGCGUCUGGAGCUGGCGCUGGACGCGACAGCAUGCGGGCCGCCAGCCGAGCGCGGGGUGUUGCAAGACCACCUAGCAGCCCCCCGCAUCCAUCAUCCCCACCAGAAGGCUUGGUGUCGGCUGGGUCUUCUCGGACUCAGCAAGCGGCACCCGCCGCUGGUGGAGCACGUCGCAUGCGUUGGUCUAAAUCAAUGAAUGAAAACGCACUGCGGGCGUAUUUUAGGGCAAAAGGGGAAGAAACUGGAUGUUUGGCGUAUCGGGCUCGGAUGCAUCGCUUUUUUGCAGAGCUGGAGCCAUCUCUAUCCGUCACUGAGCAAAACCUGGCAGACCGAGUUAGGUACAUCCUGCGCUCCAACAUAUUUGGUGACGCCGAACUCGAGCGACUACGACGUGAGGCUAUUCCUUCAUCGAAUGGAAAUGCUACGGCUGGGAAUGCGGCGCCACUAGAUGCGCAACAAACUGCAUAUGUGGAUGCUGCCGUCAACAUUCCAUUUGUGGCUAAUUCAGACGAUGAUGGAAUAGUCUCCCACGAACUAGAGAAAAUGAGGAGCAUAUUGGAAGAGUCGAUGCUGGAAACGCGCAGCAUGCCUCUCGAAAAUCGACCGCGACUUCCCCGCAUACCCCUUAGCAAGCGAAAUCGGGCUGUCGUGCGGGCUCUUAACCCAAUGCUGGUGACCUAUUUGGAAGCCAGCCGGGACCUUUGCGAGACGGAUUCAAUUCUUUUUGGCGCCGCACUGGCAGUAUGCCGUAUUAUUGGCGCCAAACUUCCCGUGGCUGGACGUGCUACUCAAAAAAGUAGCGCCAUCCCAGCCUGGAGAAAAAGAAUUGAGGACCGUAUCGCAAAGGCAAGGGCCCUUAUCGGCAGACUGACAAGCUUCAGGUCGGGUAAUAAUAGACCGAGGAUUAUGCGCACCGUUAGGAUGGCGUUUGCUGGGACAAAUAUCAAUUUGUUCCAGCCGGAUAUCACGCAAAAACUAACGGAGCGCAUAGAUGACCUGAAGCAAAAAAUCGCUGCUUGGGGGAAGCGGAUUCGACGAUUUAGCGAGAGGUCAAGGCGGUUCAACCAGAAUCGUCUCUUCCAGAGUGAUCAGAAGAGGCUCUAUAAAACAUUGGAGCGACCAAAGGUAUGUGGAGCGGGCCCAGGACCGGAUCAGGCUGACACUGUCGCAUUUUGGCGUGGCCUGUGGUCAGAGCCCGUAAACCACAGCGAGGGCCCUUGGAUGGAAGUUGUGGCGAGCCAGAGUGCAAGUGUUACGCCUAUGGACCCCGUCACCAUAACGCCUGAAGACGUGGCUGAGGCGGUCCGUAGGGCCCCGAACUGGAAAAGUCCGGGGCUCGACGGGCUGCAUCAUUACUGGCUGAAGGGGUUCGUAGUGUGUCACGCUGUGCUCGCCCGACAGUUUCAAGAGGCUCUCGAUCAGAAGUCGCUCCCGAGCCUCUUCACUACUGGGAUCACUCACUUGGUUCCUAAAGAUCAGGAUACCACAGACCCGAGCAAAUACCGCCCCAUCACGUUUGACGGCUGGAUGGAUCCUUUUUCGCAAUACCAGAUAUCUGGCUUCUUUGAGUUCUUAGAUUAA
Molecule: messenger RNA, 1629 nt
Organism: Parnassius apollo (apollo)
Lineage: Eukaryota; Metazoa; Arthropoda; Insecta; Lepidoptera; Papilionidae
Source: the annotation of a GenBank genome assembly